Molecule: messenger RNA, 2379 nt
Organism: Piliocolobus tephrosceles (Ugandan red Colobus)
Lineage: Eukaryota; Metazoa; Chordata; Mammalia; Primates; Cercopithecidae
Gene: BAG2
Product: BAG cochaperone 2
Exons: 3
Coding region: 768-1403 (211 amino acids)
Biological process (GO): protein stabilization
Molecular function (GO): adenyl-nucleotide exchange factor activity; protein-folding chaperone binding
Source: RefSeq, a predicted model, not a curated record
GAUGGAGUAGCUUUUUCUUUUUUACUUAAUAGCUUCAGUGUUGUCCUGGCAUUCGUUACUCUCAUUUCAGAAUCAAGUGGUAACAGGAAGGUCAGGUGAGUGUGGGCUGCCUAGGAGCUGUACUUAACUGCCUUCUGUUUCACAAAAGGACCUUUUCUCCCUAUAUCACAAGACCCUUAAUGUCGUUGUUCUUGCUUUGAAUUAUGGGUGCUGGGAGAAACUAAACGAAGCCGUCACUGAGCAAUACACCCACAACCCAUAGACCGAUAGGAACCUUCGCGUGGGGGGAGUUGGUUACUUUUAGGCUGCACGAAGAGGCGGGGCCACGCGGGGCGGAGCUGGGGGUGGUCUGUGGGUCCGGGCGGGCUUCGGGUAGUUCCUGGGUCCGGGGAGCAGACGAUCCGCUGGCCACAUUAGGCGCUCGGUCUUUGCGUCCGCCCCUCCCCGUUCCUCAAAGACUUGCGCUCCCCAGGCCCGAGCCCCUGUCGGCCCAUCCUCGAGCCCCUGUGGCCCGCGAACCUCUAAUUCCAGCUGCUGCAGCCCCCUCCCAGGCCCAGCGUCCCCGAGCCCCGCGGGCGCCGCGCCUGCCCUUCUUUGGCCACGCGGCAGCCGCGGAGUCGGCGAGUCCUCCCGGGUUGCCCCUGCGGGCGUCAGAGGGAGGGCGGGCGCCCGCGUGGUGACGGCGACGCCUGCCGCCCGAGGAGCGCUCCACUCGCCGCCGCCGGAGGGGCCGGUGACCUCUCGGCUGCCCCGCGUCGGAGGCUUAGAUGGCUCAGGCGAAGAUCAACGCUAAAGCCAACGAGGGGCGCUUCUGCCGCUCCUCCUCCAUGGCCGACCGCUCCAGCCGCCUGCUGGAGAGCCUGGACCAGCUGGAGCUCAGGGUUGAAGCUUUGAGAGAAGCAGCAACUGCUGUUGAGCAAGAGAAAGAAAUCCUUCUGGAAAUGAUCCACAGUAUCCAAAAUAGCCAGGACAUGAGGCAGAUCAGUGACGGAGAAAGAGAAGAAUUAAAUCUGACUGCAAACCGUUUGAUGGGAAGAACUCUCACCGUUGAAGUGUCAGUAGAAACAAUUAGAAACCCCCAGCAGCAAGAAUCCCUAAAGCAUGCCACAAGGAUUAUUGAUGAGGUGGUCAAUAAGUUUCUGGAUGAUUUGGGAAAUGCCAAGAGUCAUUUAAUGUCGCUCUACAGUGCAUGUUCAUCUGAGGUGCCACAUGGGCCAGUUGAUCAGAAGUUUCAAUCCAUAGUAAUUGGCUGUGCUCUUGAAGAUCAGAAGAAAAUUAAGAGAAGAUUAGAGACUCUGCUUAGAAAUAUUGAAAACUCUGACAAGGCCAUCAAGCUAUUAGAGCAUUCUAAAGGAGCUGGUACCAAAACUCUGCAACAAAAUGCUGAAAGCAAAUUCAAUUAGUCUUCAAACCCAACAGCAUUUACACAAUACAUAUGGUGUAAAAAUGGUAAAAUAUUAUUUUAAUUGAUAACUAGUUCUUUAUGUUAGAUAUAACCACUUAGUUGAUACUGACAGUUGUUUCAGAUGAGGAAAAUAUUCCAUCAAGUAUCUUCAGUUUUGUGAAUAACAAAACUAGCAAUAUUUUAUCUAUCUAUCUAGAGAUUUUUUAGAUUGAAUUCUCGUCUUGUACUAGGAUCUAGCAUAUUUCACUAUUCUGUGGAUGAAUACAGUUUGUGGGGGAAAACAAGUGUUCAGCUAGGGGCAAAAGCAUCACUGCCUUUUCCUGUGCUUUGGCGUGGAAUCACGCAGUCACCUUGGGCAUUUAGUUGACUAGAAAUUCUUUACCUUAAGCAGCACACACAUUUACUACACACACAGUGUUAACAGAGCACUGUGCUUAGAGGGAUAAAAAGGAAUCACAAAACAAGAAUCUUUCCAAAGUUGUCUCAUUCCGCAAUGUUAAGGCAUCUGUAUCAAAUUAUUUUGGAUGUAAAGAUUCCUGUGUCUCAUAAUAUGAAUGUAUUUUUUGAUAUACAAGAAACUAUGACAUAAAAUGUGAGAAAACCACCUAUAAUUUGCCACUGUGAACAAUUACAUAUCUGCUUCAUCUUUUCUCAAAUGCAUCAAUUCUCUAGAAUUCCUAUAUUGUAACUUGCCUUUUUUAAAAAGUUAGAUGCUGAUAUAAAGUCUGCUUGUCAACUUAAUGAGCUCUAUUUUGUGUAGUUAUAUCUUUCUUUAUCCAUUCCCAUCUUAUGGAGAUUAGGUUGCUUCCAGCUUGUUGCUAUUACUGCAACAUAUUUUGUACGCAGGGCUUUUUCCUUCUUUUGUUUUCGAUUUUCUCUGUAUAAAGGCCCAGCAGUGAAUUAUACUGGAUCAAAGGGUAUAGACAUUUUCAUGGCCUCACACACUUUAUUAAACAUUUUUUGUACAAAGGUUA